AUGUCCGCCACAAUUGAUUCAAUACUCAGCUCUUUAAGUUUGAAGGAGAAGAUCUCUCUUCUUGCUGGACACACAUUCUCCGAGACCGCUAUCAUACCAGAAAAGGGGGUUCCAUCAAUAAGGACGGCGGAUGGUCCCAAUGGAAUUCGCGCUCCAGCCACGAGUCCGGAUGUGCGCUCAGCGUGUUUCCCAGCUGCCAGUAGCUUGGCAGCCAGUUUUGAUCUCGACCUAGCGAGGCGCUUUGGAGAGGCCCUGGGAGAAGAAGCCAGAGCAAAAAAUGUAAAUUGUGUCCUAGGUCCAACUGUUUGCAUUCACCGUCACCCAUUGGGAGGCCGGAACUUCGAGAGUUUCAGUGAAGACCCUUUGCUAGCAGGUCGACUAGCUUCCCAAGUGAUACAAGGAUUACAGCAGAAGAAGGUUGCAGCAACUAUAAAGCAUUUUUUUGCUAAUGAACAAGAGACCCAAAGAACCUCUGUCAAUGAGACGAUUAGUGAACGCGCGUUGAGGGAGAUCUAUCUCCGUCCGUUCGAGAUCGCCAUCAAGGAGGCCAACCCUUGGGCUGUCAUGACGGCCUAUAACUCGGUCAAUGGGACUCAUUGUGACUCCCAUGAAUUAUUGGAGAAGACUUUACGUGGAAUUUGGAGAUGGGAGGGCCUUGUUAUGAGUGACUGGGGUGGGACAAAUUCGGUAGCUGACGCUCUCAAGGCCGGCUUGGAUCUGGAUAUGCCAGGGCCACCUAGGGUACGCGAGUUGCACCGUGUUAUCGAGUCAAUCGAAAAAGGGGGAAUUUCGAAGAAUACGAUCGAUGACCGAGUACGUGAAGUUCUACGUCUAGGUUUGAAGCUUGAAGACCUGUGGAAAGAUGCCAAUCCAAUUGAAGACAAAGUCCACCAAAGUUGUCAAAACUUGAUACGCGAAGCUGGUGCCCGAAGUAUUGUGCUUUUAAAGAAUGAUCAAGGGAUCCUACCGUUAUCCGUGGAUAAAACGAAAGGGAAGAAAAUUGCUCUGAUUGGAUACGCGAAAAAUGCCCUUGCUCAUGGAGGUGGAAGUGCCAGUGUCAAUGCGCACUACAAGGUUACCCCUGAGAGUGGCCUGAAAGCUGCUUUUGGGGAUGAUGUUGAGUUCUCCUACGCAAAGGGUGCCCAUUUUGAACGUUUAUUACCACCACUUUCUUUAGAAGGCACAUUUGGCACUGUGGUCGGCCUGGAUGGUGCUCCUGGCUUCACACACCAGCUUUUCGAUGCAGCUACAGAAGAGCUAGUUAUAAAAAAAGACGGAUGUCCAUUGUCUGUUUAUUCGCCCCUUGGCUCUAAUGAGUCUCGUGAUAAGGUUGUCGAGAUCAUUGGCGACUUCACACCACUUGAGACAGGGUCGCACUACAUCGCCAGCUCUGGAUUUGGACCCACUCGGGUAUUUAUCAAUGAUGAAAAGAUUUUCGAGCAGAAGAAUAAUACUGCAGACCCUAUGGGAUCUCUAUUUAACGCUGCUCCAGAGCCCGAAUCGCGGUAUUCUUUCAUGGCAGGCCGGACGUACCGUAUCUGCCUGCGCACAGAGCCACCAAGAAACAUUGGGUUACAAAUAUUAGAAGGACGCAGUGGGGGCCGACUUGGAUUCUCACCUGAAUCUAUCCAUGAUGCAGAUCUGAAAAUGGAGGCUGCACAGGUGGCAGCGAACGCGGACUUCGCAAUCGUGUUCACUGAUGGACUCAUCUCUGCUGUUGCUGAUGUGAAUAAGAAUGUUAUUGUCGUCAAUUCAACAGGUGUCGCGGUAGCUAUGCCAUGGCUCAAUAAGGUGAAAGGCAUAAUGCAAUCAUGGUUCCUUGGUCAGGAAUGCGGAAACGCGAUUGCCGAUGUUAUCACUGGUGCCGUGAACCCCGAAGGCCAUCUUCCUGUUAGCUUCCCUCGCUCUAUUGAAGAUGCUCCUGCCCACGGAAAUUUCCCAGGAACCCAUGUUGAUGGCCAGCUUCAGGUUAACUAUGCGGAGGGGGUUUUCGUUGGCUACCGUCAUUAUGAUAGAGGAUCCCCAGACGCUCUGAAUUUUUCAUUUGGCCAUGGACUUUCCUAUACAAAAUUCAGUUCCCGGGAUUUGAAGAUCCUAGAAAUCAACAAGGAAAGGCUGAAUGUAUCGGUCGAGGUAAUCAACCUGGGACCAGUCCCUGGACGAAGUCUAAUCCAGCUUUAUUUGGGCCGGAAAGAACAUACGAAUGAGCAUCCUAUUCGAACCUUGGCUGGAUUCAAACAGGUUUGGGUCGAAUUGGGGGGACAAGAGACUGCAGAACUCUGUAUCAAUCUAAGAGAUAUCUCGUUUUACGAUGAGAAGCGGGACGGCUGGAAGAUUGACGCAGGAGAAUAUCAUUUGCAACUGGGAUCGUCCUCGGCGGAUAUUUUGGAAACAACGGAUAUCUUAUUAUUGGAGAGCUUUUGGAAAUUGUGA
Penicillium cosmopolitanum is the source of this 2433-nucleotide messenger RNA. RefSeq names its product beta-glucosidase H. Gene Ontology annotation, molecular function: beta-glucosidase activity. The record is from RefSeq and is a predicted model, not a curated record. Bases 1 to 2433 code for a protein of 810 amino acids. Gene Ontology annotation, biological process: glucan catabolic process. The transcript is spliced from 4 exons. Lineage: Eukaryota; Fungi; Ascomycota; Eurotiomycetes; Eurotiales; Aspergillaceae.